CCGAAAGUUGACGAAAUUUUAUAAUGUAAUUGAUAAAAAAGAUCCUGAAAAAUAUUCGGUUUCAGUAUAUUCGAGUAUAUAAAUGUCAGUGAUUAUUAUUAUUAUCAAAAAGAAGCGCUAAACCUACAAGGGUCAUAGCGCCGACAGCAGAGGAUAUACAGUAUACACUGGGAGGUGUAUGCCUCUCAGCGUAUAUUUGCCGAGAGUUAAUUUUAAUCCCUAUUUUAAGGAUUAAAUAAUUCUUGUCAGGUGAUGAAAAGGAUUGCAUGAUAUCACGCCUUAAUAACUCGAGUGUAGGCGAUAGACGUUUAAAGUCCAUUAACCAGCCAAAGAAAGGAAGUGUAUUCAUUGCAUGGCGGAUGUGUUAAGUCUCCCGUUUUCUGCAGCUGGUCAGUGAUCAUGGCUGCCUCAGCUGAGAAUGUAAACAUAAACACUGACACUCCCCUUUAUCAAGAUAAUGAUGCUGAAAGUGAGGACUCUAAAUCCCCAGUGUCUGUGCAAAAUGGACAGUGGCAAACGUAUAUGUCAGACAGAACACCACUUGCUCAAAAGAGGACUUGGAAAAAGCGGGACCCUGUGAGCAUUGAGCGUAGUAAUCUUGUGAAUAUCUGCAAACUGGUAGUCAAAGAGCUUAUAGAAUCAUCACUUAAGUUCGGACGCCAGCUUGACUCAGACUCUGUACCACUACAACAUUUCUUCAUUGUUUUGGAGCAUGUUUUGCGCCAUGGGUUGAAACCAAAGAGGGGUAUUCUGGGACCAAAGAAGGAGUUAUGGGAUCUAUUUCAAAUGGUUGAAAAGUGGAGUUAUGAAGCUCAGGACAUCACUGCCAGUGUGAGAGACCUACCCACUGUCAAAACUCAUAUUGGAAGAGCACGUGCUUGGCUUCGAUUAGCAUUAAUGCAGAAGAAACUUGCUGACUAUUUUCGGCUGUUGAUUGAGAGGAGGGACGACUUGCUGACAGAAUUCUACGAAAGUGGUGCCCUGAUGCUUGCAGAUGAGGCAAUUGUCAUUAUGGGCCUUCUAGUAGGCCUAAAUGUCAUUGAUUGCAAUUUAUGUGUUAAGGAAGAAGACUUGGACAGUCAGAUGGGGGUUAUUGAUUUCUCGCUUUAUUUACGAAAUGCAGGUGGUGACACAAGUCCAGAUGAUUCACCAGAGCAGUCAGAUAUGACUACAGUGCUUGACCAGAAAAAUUAUAUAGAAGAGCUUAAUCGCCACUUGAAUGCUACAGUUACAAACUUACAGGCAAAGAUGGAAACAUUAACCACCACAAAUGCACUCAUGAAGGAAGACCUGGCUAUUGCAAAAAAUUCCAUCUUACAUUUGCAAGAAGAUAAUGAUCGUCUUCGUAAAGACAAGGGCUUACCCACUCAGCAGCAGCAAGAACAGUUAGAUAAGGAGGCCAAAAAAGCAAGUCGCAUUAGUGUGAUUGGCUGUGAGGAGGAGAUGCAGGAUUUGAAGAGGCAGCUUGAGGAAGAGAGCGCUCAUCGGAAACAGGUCGAGAAAGAGCUAGAGCUUCAAAUUCAGAUGAAAGCAGAAAGUGAAAUGGCUGCUAAAUUAUUAGAGAAAGAUAUUCAUGAAAAGCAGGAUACAAUUAUCUCUUUACGACAACAACUUGAUGACAUAAAAGUUAUCAAUUUGGAGAUGUACCGGAAACUGCAGGAAUGUGAGAGCUCAUUAAAACAGAAAACUGAACUCAUCGCUCGCUUGGAGGAUAAGGCAGCAGAAAUGGCAGAGACCAUACGCAAUUUGGAGUCAAAGUAUGUAUCCCAGGGGCCCCAGUCUUCUAAUGAACCCUCACAAGCAGGACAGAUAUCUCGAUCCAAGUCCUACUUUGAGCCAUCUACUAACAGUGUGGACAAGGAACAGGCAGAGGGGGAGGGACAGAAAGGGAUGGGCAAAUCAACCAGCAUGUUUGAGCUUGAAAAUAAACCAGCAGCUGGAAAAUUGUGAUAGCAACAUCUUGAAUUAUAUAGCUUGAUGGCUUACUCUUUUGAAUAAGUCAUAUAAAGUAUACUGGAAUUGCUUAUUUAUAUACAGCUGUAUACAUUAAUUUGCUGUGAUUCACCUAUCUUGCAUGAACUUCAGCACUUGACUUCCAGCAUAGUAUCUCCUACACUACCACAGUUUCAGUAGAAUUGAACACAUUCAGAAUACAUAAACUGCAUUUAACUACUUCACUAGUAAAUUAAAGGUCAGACUGUCUUAUUCAUAUAGUCAUGGGUGUCUGUCAUAUACAUGAUAUAAAGCUCUGAUGUAACAUUUUUAUGUGAUCCUAAUACUGUAGACUAAAUUGUCUUUGAUUGGAGGAGUAGGAAUGCUUGAAUAGAUAAACAAAAAUUGGCAAACCUUCAGCCAAGUGUUGUAUAUUAUCAGCUGAGGCAGCCAUGAUCACAUAGAUAAUUGUGCUGAUAAAUUGAACACAUUUCUGCUGAAGCUAUGCCCUCGGUUUACUAGUGUUUGUUGUGAUAACAGUGUAGUAUUAUCUCCGGACAUGAACUGUACCACGUCUACCGAAUAUUGACAAAUAAAGAAAACUAUACCCA
This is a messenger RNA of Cherax quadricarinatus, 2543 nucleotides long. The record is from RefSeq and is a predicted model, not a curated record. Lineage: Eukaryota; Metazoa; Arthropoda; Malacostraca; Decapoda; Parastacidae.